Molecule: messenger RNA, 1293 nt
Organism: Enterobius vermicularis (human pinworm)
Lineage: Eukaryota; Metazoa; Nematoda; Chromadorea; Rhabditida; Oxyuridae
Source: the annotation of a GenBank genome assembly
AUGGAUGCACCGAAUCAGUGGAUAGAGGGAAGGGUGGAUGAAGAGACAACUGGACAGAUGAAUGAACGGCUGGCUGAUAUCAACAACCGAAACUAUGUGUCCAGUCUGGGCAGAUAUGAUCGAAAACAGCACAGAAGUUCCGGUCGGCCUGCUAAAGGAACACAAUCAGCGUAUGUUUCUGAAGAAAGUGACACAUCAUAUGAGGCAGUUAAGCAUAGUGCUCAUGCACAUCGUGGCAACAUUAAACAUUUGGGUAUACGAAUAACGGGUGGCAAGAAGCUCCAUAACGGUGACUUAGGGGCCUUCGUAUCAGCGGUGAACAAAGAGAAAGCCUGUGAAACUCUUGGGGAAUUAAAAGAAGGAGAUCAAGUGCUUGAAUGGAACGGGGUUAUUUUGACUGGCAAAACGUUUGAAGAGGUUGAAAGAAUAAUUAGCGGUAGUCAAGGAGAAAUUGAAUUGGUUGUUAAAAGCGGGGGUAAAGAAUAUAUGAACAGCAAUGAGAAAAAACCAAAAUUGAGAACCAUUAACAGCAAUACUUAUGAACCAACAAACAGAAAGAAACGGUCAAAGCAGGAAAGGAUUAGUGAAGAAAUAAAUGGAUAUCUUCGCGAAGCACCACCGAUUCCGGCACAUCGUUGCGUGGACGGUCGUGCAUCACCUUCUUUUGAUAUGUAUCCAUCGUUGAGUAUCCUUUCUGAACCGCUUCCUGCUAAACCAGUGACUAAAACUUACCGGUCAAGUGGUUCUGAUCCACACUCGUUGGGCUACAUCAAUAUUGCUGUUUCCUAUGACUACCGGUCUUCAGCACUUCGCGUAACGGUAUUAUCGGCACGUGGUCUUUCUUAUAGGCAGCACAGUAGCAAAACAUUUUAUCCAAACCCAUUUGUUAAAAUAUAUUUAUUGCCUGGUCGAGAGGUUUGUAACAAACGGCGUACCAAGUUUGUUUCAAAUACCGCUGAUCCAGUAUGGAAUCAGAUUGUAGAAUAUAAUAUACCGCUUCGUGAUCUUCGUAGUCAUUAUUUAGAAUUUACUGUAUGGGAUUACGAUAAAUUAAAUGAAAGUAAUUCGUUGGGCCAAGUCAUUAUAAGUCUUUCAGAGCCUAGUCUUCUUGAUGGAAAAGCACGUUGGUAUCCAUUACAGUCGAUGCACAAUAAUUUUGCUGUAACCGGUUUACCAAGCAGUCAUUUUCAAAAUGUUAUCGGCAACUAUACGGAUGGCUGUAUGCAAAAUAAUUAUAAUCCUGGUAAAUUUUUUAUCAUUUCUUUUUCCUCGUCAUUUAGUGAAAACAGUUGA